Molecule: messenger RNA, 913 nt
Organism: Pseudovirgaria hyperparasitica
Lineage: Eukaryota; Fungi; Ascomycota; Dothideomycetes; Acrospermales; Acrospermaceae
Exons: 1
Coding region: 114-587 (157 amino acids)
Source: RefSeq, a predicted model, not a curated record
GGGAAGGGGGGAAAAAGCUGCUGCUGGCCGGCCACCACCGCGCAUCUUGUCAAACUCAUCUCAUCUCAUCUCCUUUCGCCUGCCUGCCUGCCUGCCUGCUUCCAGCGCGUUGGAUGGCUGGUGCAUUUAAAAGGAACCUACUUACUACAUACUGUACUGUACAGUACAGUACCUGGCAACCCGACCUGCAUGCCCAAACGAUCGCGAUCGUGGCUGCUUCUAGAAUGCAGCUAGACACACAGACACUGACACACACACACGCACGCAUGCGCGACUCCUCAAGAAGGAAGACGACUCGUCGUGCCAGAUGGCAGAAUCAGCCCAUUACGACUGUCGCCCUGAAACAGCACUGCCGGAUGGGGUCCGAAUGUGUGCGUGUGUGCGUGUGCGUGUGUGCGUGUGCGUGUGUGUGUGUUCCACGUCCUGUUGGGCAGUCAAGUCAGUCAGUCAGUCAGUCAGUCAGUCAGUCAGUCAGUCAGUCAGUCACCAUGGGCCGACAUUCUAGCCAAUUAGUGCGCCAUAAGUCAUGCGGUGCUGAAUCCUGUUCACGAGCACGUAAGCCAGACACCCCUCGCGUCCUCCAUUAGUCGUUGCGUUGUCAGUCAGGGCUGCUUGUCGUCGUCGUAGUACGGACGGACAUGCGCGGGAUGCCCUGAUGGGAUCAGAUGCAGAACAACAGAAUGCAGUGUGCACUUGAUUAUUAAUGGAAGCACUUGAUGAGCAGCAAGCAGCACGAGGCUCACUAGAAAGUACGAAUGGCCUGUCCUGCUUACUACCUACCUUAGCGGAGAUUGAUGACGAGGUUUGGGAGGAGGGUAGAAUAAGAUGGAGACGAUGGACGAGAGUUCAUGUUCACAUCACAAUAUUCAUAAUCACUUCUGGCUAAAAAGAGCCGCGCCUUGUAGGAAACCAG